AUGGCCUCCAACCUAGUAGCGGUCCCCUCCAACCUCAGAGCAAUUUUUAAAGAUGUGUGGUGGGACUUGGUGAAUUUGCACAUCUCUUUGCAUCCUGAGUCCGCGCCUCCGCCUGAUCACUCCAACAUUGCGGUGCAUUCCCGUUUGGUGGGGCAUUCUCGCGCCAUUACCUCGGUGUUCUUCAACCUGCUCGAGGAUCAGCUGGUCUCGACCUCCAUCGACAAGUCUGUCCGUUUCUGGAAUGUGGACACUGGUGAGAUGCUGAAGGUCUUUACCGACUCCUCGCCGGUGCCAGUCGCUGCCUUCCUGCCCUUCAACCCGCAGAUCUUUGUGGCCGCCAAUUCCAAUGCUGUUCUUCGGCUGGUGAAUGUGCAGAACGGCAUGGUGAUACAGAAGCUGAAGGUGGAGACAGAGGUGAGGACCCUGAAGUUCGAUGACACGGGCAUGUUCCUUUUGGCCCGUGCCUGA
Durusdinium trenchii is the source of this 468-nucleotide messenger RNA. NCBI's taxonomy places the organism in Eukaryota, Dinophyceae, Suessiales, Symbiodiniaceae. The record is from the annotation of a GenBank genome assembly.